AUGCCUCCCAACGCAAAUAAUUUCUUGGCCCGGUUUCUUUUGGCCAUUCUCAGGCAGACGGGUACCAAGAAUGUUAACUGGAACCAAGUCGCGAACGACCCCUUUCUGCUGAAGCCCAUUGUGUCUGGCCGGGCUGCCAGAAUGAGAUACAAUCGCUUCCUCAAUACCAUUGCCAACGACAAACCAACGCAGAGACGCAGCUCAAGCAAAAAUUCUGGAGUGAUCUCCAAGUCCUCAUCCCCGAGAGAUUUUCGAGCCAAGAGAAGCCCAAGUACCGAGUCAGAAUCCGACGUCGGCUUCGCGGUGUAUCCUCAGUUCAACCCGGACGUCUCCCGCCACAUAAGUGACCUCAGUAAAGACUUUCAGUCUUUCCGACCGCCAAUACAUCUGCCCAGCAGCGCAGAUCCCUCAGGCGAGCUUGUUGACGGCGGCGACUACGAGGGUGACAUGAUCGGUUGCGGCAACCACCACAACGACAAAAAUGUGGACGACGACGACGACGACGAAGCUCGCUUCAGUGCCGAACUCAGCUUGGAGAGUCUACGUAGCCUCGCACUGAAAACUGCACUCCAGUCGAGGGACCACUCUCAAGGUUUUUACAACAAACCGCGAACUAUCGAACUACAAAUCAAGCCGCGCCCACAUGAUUACGAUUGGUGCGCUGAAUUUCAUCUCAGACUGCCAAACCUUUGCCAAAUCCUAACUCAUAUUCUGACAUCCUGUCGCGACUUGCGGACUUUGAUUAUUGUCACGAAGAGUGGCAACCAUCCUGGUGACAGCGAGGAGAUCAGCGAAAACGAGGAAAUCCCCACAGCACGGAUUACUCGUUAUAUCAUGCAGUAUGUUCUGCUAGCGUGUUACGUCCGCCUGGCCGUCCAUGGAGUUGUUACCAAACGACUACCCCGGGUCGCGAAUGUGACGUCGAUCAGCGCGCAAUCAUUGGCGCGUUGUUGA
Molecule: messenger RNA, 954 nt
Organism: Akanthomyces muscarius
Lineage: Eukaryota; Fungi; Ascomycota; Sordariomycetes; Hypocreales; Cordycipitaceae
Exons: 7
Coding region: 1-954 (317 amino acids)
Source: RefSeq, a predicted model, not a curated record